Messenger RNA from Wasmannia auropunctata (little fire ant), 1284 nucleotides. RefSeq lists its product as uncharacterized. Bases 151 to 702 code for a protein of 183 amino acids. Lineage: Eukaryota; Metazoa; Arthropoda; Insecta; Hymenoptera; Formicidae. Gene Ontology annotation, molecular function: zinc ion binding. The transcript is spliced from 5 exons. The record is from RefSeq and is a predicted model, not a curated record.
UUAGUUAAAAAAGAGGGGCUAUAUAAAGAGCGUAGACAUUACAAAUGCGCUAACAGUAAUAAAUCGCAGGGAAGUCGUUGCGACUUUGUGUUGUGGGCAUCUGACAGUGCUGAGUCUCAAAGUAAUGCAACGAACGAAUAUUCAAGUUUAAUGUCUGAGGAUAUAAAUAAAUUAGUAAAGAAAUUAAAUCAAUCUGCGCCCGGAAAUUCUCGCAACGUGAACAAUACAACCAAUACUGAUGAUGAUAGUGCUAAGAUUAUGUGUCAUUGUCAGAAGCUUGCAAAACGAUUAGUUAAAAAAGCAGGUCCGCAUGAAGGUCGUCUGUAUUACAAAUGCGCUAAUGACACUAAACUGUAUGGAAACCGUUGCAAAUUUUUCUUGCCGGUAUCUGACAGCGCCGAGUCUCAAUUAGUUAAUGCAAUGAACGAAUAUUCAAGUUCAGUAUCUAACAUGAUGGAUAACGCCGGCGCUGGCACUUCUAACAUUUCGGGAAACCUGCCUUUCACAAGUAAUGUUAUGUACAGCUGUAAUCAGCCCGUAAAAGUGAUGGUUGAGGUAGAUAGUCGCGAGAAUACAAAUCGUUCGAGCAAUUCUAAUUUCGGAGCCCUCAAAAGGCCUAAACUUAUCGAGAGCAAGAGAAAGUGCGGAUUUUGUAGAAGAGAGGGUAAUGUGCCAUAUGAUCACUGCAUGUCGAUAUUAUAACAUGAAAUUUGGGCAAGGCAAAUUAUAAUACUCCUCGUUUUACGAAAAGAAUAUAUAGCUGUCCAGUUUAGAAACUACACGAUUUUGUCUUCAUUAUCCAAUCUUUAUUCUAGCUCGUUCUUUGAUCAGACAUCGAUUAACUUUCGUUACAAUAUAUGUAUAAUAUAUGUACUUGGCCGAUUGUCACGCCGAUUGGCAAUCGUCACGUUCCGCUAAUAAUAUUUUGAAUAUUUUCGAGAUCAAAUCAGACGCUAAUUACUCAUAGGCCGAGGUCUAUGAGAUAGCCUGAUUGACAAAUUUUUUCAGAUAUAUUUAUUGUAAAUAAUGUACUAUUUGUAACGAUUGGAAUUGUAAAAAGCUUAAUUAAAAUGUAGCAGUAAAGUCAAAUCAAUGUAUGCUUUUAUACAAUAUAUUUAAGAUUUCUGUCUUAUUGAAGCAAUAAUUCUUACAAGUAUUAAGAUAAGAGUCCGUUUGAAAGAAGUGGUUCGAUAAUAUUUAUAGUUACUGUUAAUUGUAUUUCAAUAAGCAGUACAAGUUACAAUGUUUAACAGAUUAAAUGAAACUCGUGUGUUAUAAAAAAAA